Drosophila mauritiana is the source of this 694-nucleotide messenger RNA. It is a transcript of the gene mRpS28, whose product is annotated as 28S ribosomal protein S28, mitochondrial. Bases 79 to 660 code for a protein of 193 amino acids. Lineage: Eukaryota; Metazoa; Arthropoda; Insecta; Diptera; Drosophilidae. Gene Ontology annotation, cellular component: mitochondrial small ribosomal subunit. The record is from RefSeq and is a predicted model, not a curated record. The transcript is spliced from 3 exons.
GUACCACUCUUCUUCUUUGGUUUUCCACUAGGUUUUGGUUUUCUUGUGGAUAUUUUUAAGAAAUAUUAAAUUAAAACCAUGUCGCUGUUGCAAAAACUGAUCAGGUCCGGUGUACCUAUGGCUUCAUUAACCUGUCGUUCCCGAAUGCCAGUGGCCAUUCGGCUUAUCAGCGGGGACACAGAAAAACCGGCAGAGGGAGCUACUCCCGCAGUGAAUACGGAAACGGCGGAGACUAGCAGCAGCAAGGGAGGAUUCGCCCGUGCCUUCGACAAGUACACGGCACCAGCCACGCCACCACAGCUGCCGGAAGACAACCAGACCUUCGCCUCCCUGCUGCGCAACUCCAAGUUGAUAGAUCUGGGCAACGCCGAGGGCAAGGUGGUCAGUGGCAAGAUCUUUCAUGUGGUGGGCGAUGAUCUCUACAUAGACUUUGGCUGGAAGUUCCACUGCGUCUGCAGUCGUCCAACUCGCAAUGCCAGCGACUAUGUGCGAGGAGCCCGUGUUCGACUGCGCAUCAAGGAUUUGGAGUUGUCCACCAAGUUCCUGGGUUCGUCCAAGGAUAUUACCAUUCUGGAGGCAGAUUGCCAUUUGCUGGGACUUUUGUCCACACCCACCCGCCAGUCGACGGCCAAAACGCCGAAAAUCGAAGAUAUCCUAUAAAUCCUUUAUUAAAAACAAGGUUUGUUAAACGUUA